Molecule: messenger RNA, 2502 nt
Organism: Exophiala dermatitidis NIH/UT8656
Lineage: Eukaryota; Fungi; Ascomycota; Eurotiomycetes; Chaetothyriales; Herpotrichiellaceae
Exons: 1
Coding region: 160-1242 (360 amino acids)
Source: RefSeq, a predicted model, not a curated record
UGGAUUUGCAAAAUACGUGCAAAAAUACGUGCCCUGCAGUGCAGGACGGAUCAGAACAGAACAGAACAGAACAGCGCAGCCUGUAGAUUACAUGAACUGCCCAUCAUUCUCAUACACACUCCCUUCGACACAGUCCCCUACAGAUUAAAUGGACAUGGGAUGACCACAAACCCAGUCCACCUAUACCGCGCCCUGCUCCGGGAAUGUAGCUACCUGCCCCUGCCACGAUGUCGCUCAUCCAUGAAAGCCUAUGUCACCGAGUCCUUUCGACGAUGGCUGCCGAAAUACAAAUACACCGGCACCCUGACAACGCUCGGUAGAACGAAUACGGGCAGAGUGCCUGAUUUCCUCAAACAAGUCCAACUCCUCCACCGCGGACGCAAGUUCCAUUCGACCCUCAAACGGGCGAAUGAGGGAUACCUCGUCCCCUUGGAGAAAGUCCUGCGCAUGACCUACGGCCGCACCGGUCCACGGCGGCAUGAAAUGCUGGAAAAGUUUAUAGCUGGUACUACUGCUGCUACGCCUGCAACUCGCAAAAUCGACCAUGUCGACGCUGAGGGCCACAGCGACAGCGACAACAACACCAACAAUGACUGCCACGACGACACCGGUCCAGUUCCCAAAUACUCUAGAACUUGGCACCCGCCGCCCCAAUUCCAAGCCUUGAUCGAUAGCCAAGCUGAGCAUCAACAUCUCUUCGGCCGAUCUGGACCCAACUACAAAGUCAAGAAGCGCUUCACGCCGCCCGCGACCACCACGUGGGGAGAACCCCUAUCAGAAAGGAGGUACAGAAACCUCAAGCACGACUGGCACGUCCAGAAUCUCAAGGCCGUCCUGCCGCCUCUGCCGGAACAGGAGUACAAGGAGGUAUAUGACCUCGUCACUGGCGCUGUUGAACUCCCGGCUCCCAUCCCGCGACGGCCCAAAGCUCGUGUUUCACCUGAAGAGGAAGAUAGGCAAAUCGCCGAGAGACACGCCUCGAUGAUCCACGAAGGUCCUCGUCCAGGUCCUAGGGCAAAGGAUGAUAUGCUCGGCCGCCCGCACCGACUGACUCCUCGGCUCUUCCGUCGAACCUUGGCCCGCGCCGUCCUGAAACAGGCUCCGUUGGUCAAGGCUGCGCCAUCGAGCCACGACGGCCUCGGCAUGGUCUUCGUCUGGGACGAUGGGCUGUGGCAGAAUAUAGUCAAGAACAGCACGCCCAAACAGACGAGGCAGGGCCAGAAAGAACUACUUUUCAGUUGAUCUAUAAGCGCUGUCAACUGGUAGUACAAAGGCUUCCCACACCGUCUACCCAUAUGUUGGCUACACGCCCUUUAAUCUUUUACGUCCAACGACUGCAGAAGGAAAUCAGAAAGGAGUCUACGGGGCCUUUUGAUUCGACGUAUAACAUUAGAAUAUCUAUCCCUUUGAUUGCCACUGCUGAGGCAGCAUCGAACCCAACCGUUGUUGUCAAACGUUCCCCUAACCUUGGUCAAUCAGACCCAAACUCCAAUUCUACUGCAACUUGACCUUGCCUUAAUACCGUGCCCACAGAAAAAAAGGCGCCAGACGACCGCCGCUCCAAAAAUGCAACCCAAAAAUCCCUCGCUAAGCUUGUUAGAAGUCAAAGUCGUCAAUCGUCACGUUCGCUGAUCGGUCAGGAAGCACCACCGAGCAUGGCACUCAUUGCGAUGUACCAUGUUCGACUGGCUCCCCCAUCGAUCCAGCUCAUGUCGAAAUCGGAUUGCGUGAAGAAGUUGUAUGCUGCUUUCGGGUUAAUUAUCGCCAAAUUUGCAUAUACAAUACCUAGCAACUCGUCAAUACCGCUCAAACUUAUCACAAGCAUACGCAGAUCAUACCUUUCCAGCCACCAGUAAUGUCUGAGGCUUGUCGCACCGCGCCAUCGGCAAAGUACGUUGACCAUUCCUCCGUUACAAAUUUCUCUGCAGAAAGUAUCAGUCAGAUUCUCCCAUGGUCGAUAUGGUGACAGUACUCACCUGUUCUCGUCAAGGUCGAGAAUGGCAUGAUCGGGAUCAUGUGAAUGCUGCAACGGUCAGUAUACAGAAACAAAGCCAACAGGUACAAUUUGACCCACCCCUGAACAUAGCUGAGAUCCGUGCCAAAGUAAGUGACAUGAUCUGCUUUAUUCUCAAACAGAAUGCCCGUCACUUUGUUGCCAAUGAACUCCUCGGGUUGAUUCGUAUUGUCGGACGUCAUGAGAAAGUAGCUUUGAAGACUACGCGCAAGAACGGACAGCAUCAAGUUGCCACGGGCUUCCAUCGAGGCAUCGCCAAUGGUCUUGCCCCACAUCUUCAAGCCAUAUGCAAACAUGGCAUCUUCGGAUGACGACUCUUCGUCCUUGCCAUCACCUGAUUCAAAGAGACCUUUGGCCCAGGAGUGCCCAUGAUACCAAUCAAAUGAUCGAAACACAGGGAAAUACUGGUCCAGCGCGCUUGGAUUUGACACAUCCCGGGCCAGCGCGUUCACAUAGUCUUUGUUGUUCGUGAGCCAGGUGGGAUCGAG